Molecule: messenger RNA, 1746 nt
Organism: Lichtheimia ornata
Lineage: Eukaryota; Fungi; Mucoromycota; Mucoromycetes; Mucorales; Lichtheimiaceae
Exons: 8
Coding region: 1-1746 (581 amino acids)
Biological process (GO): transmembrane transport
Molecular function (GO): transmembrane transporter activity
Source: RefSeq, a predicted model, not a curated record
AUGAAUUCGGAUGUGUUAUCAAAAAGCUAUACUGAUAGCUUACACAGCUAUUUGGCCGCACAAUACCCAGAUGAUGAUCCACUUGUUGAUUCAAAUCGUCGACCUUCGUAUGCAUCCAUUCACUCCAAUCUAAGCACGGCUGCUUACAGUAUACCACGAUCAUCCUAUUAUCAAUCAACAAUGGGGGAUAACAAGCAUCAAUCCAUGUCCGAUCUCUACAUUCCGCCUGAUGGCCUAUCACGCACACCUACAGCUACCACCAAUCACACCAAUCUUGAUCCAACGCCGUUACCCAAGUUGCAAAUGCUCAUUCUCAGCAUCAUCCUCUUUAGCGAACCGCUGACAUCCACCAUCCUCUUGCCCUUUAUCUAUUUCAUGCUCAAGGAUUUCCAUUUGUCCGAUGAUGAAAAAGAAAUCGGAACCUAUGCAGGCUGGAUUACAUCCAUUUUCUUUUUGGCUCAAUUUUGUACAGCCAUGUUAUGGGGCAAAUUUUCGGAUCGACGAGGUCGUCGACCUGUAUUAUUGACAGGAUUGAUUGGCAACUCCAUCUCGGCUUGUUCUUUUGGUUUAAGCAAGAAUCUAUGGUGGGCGAUCGGCACACGCGCUUUUUGUGGCAUUGUGAAUGGUAACGGAGGCGUUGCACGUAGUAUGCUGAGCGAGAUCACGGACGAAACCAAUCGUGCAAAGGCCUUUUCAUUGUUUGGCUUUUGCUGGGGCAUUGGCAUGAUUGGUCCUGGCAUCGGUGGAUAUCUAUGUAACCCUGUUGACCAUUUUCCUUCACUUUUUGGUGGCAACGAGUUUCUCAAGGAGUACCCUUACUUUUUACCAUGCUUUGUAUCCUCGAUUGGUUCAUUCAUUGGGUUCAUCCUUGGUUACUUUUUUCUCGAAGAAUCCAACCCUGCUGCUCUUGCACGACAACGACAUCAGCAGCAAGCGGAUACAGAUGAACGUGCCUCAUUAUUGCAUCGUCAAGGUAGCAACAUGACAACCACUGACCAACAACAAGGUGCCACUAGCAGCAAAGCUGCCAAUACCAAAACCGGUAUCCUUUCCAACAUUUCCAAUGUCACCGUUAUCUGCAUUAUUGCCUAUUCGAUCUUUGCAUUCCAUGCCAUGGUAUUUGACGAAGUCCUUCCAUUGUAUUUCUCAGCCCCUGGCUAUGCAGGUGGUCUUGGAUCCGAUUCAACAGAGCUUGCCAAGGCACUUUCAAUUGCUGGUAUUGAGCAACUCUAUUGCCAGUUUGUGCUCUAUCCCAAGCUCAAUCAUUACCUUUCAAGUUUGGAAAUGACACGGCUCGCAUUUUUGCUCUUUAUACCAUGCUACAUCUUGUUUCCUCAACUUGCCACGGUCAAAGACAUGGUUGAUACUACUGGAGGCUCAAUAUGGUACUUCCGCUUAUCGUACAUGGUCCUGCUCCUUGUUCGAUUCUUUGCAAACACCUUGGCUUUCACAAGCAUGAUGAUCUUGGUGAGCAAUUCAGCCGACCAACGUAUCCUUGGCACCGUGAAUGGCAUUUGCCAAUCUUGUUUAUCGCUGAUGCGUGCUUUGGGACCCACGGUAGGCGGUACCCUUUGGUCAUUCUCGUUGCGUACAGGCAACCCCUUCCCAUUCGAUCGCCACUUGGUGUAUUACAUGAUUGCUAUCCUUUCCUUCAUUAAUCUACUACAAAGUGCUCGUAUCCCAGACUCCAUUUCGUUGGGUGGCAGAAGAAAAAGAAAUCGAGCUCCCCCUGUUGGCCAAGAGUAG